GACAUUGUUUUGGCGGUAAAGUUGGGUGGAAAGACAUGGUGACGUUCCUCAUUGCUCCAAAUAUGGUCCGGAUUUGUUAACGUAGAUAAAGUAAGGGUUUCUGUGAGAGUUGAACUGGAUAAAGUGUGGGGGUUGCCCUGUGGAAGAUGCCUGACAUCGUUAUUAAUGGCAUUCAGGUUACAUUUCCAUUCCCUCCCUACAAAGUGCAGGAGGACUAUAUGGCAAAGGUGAUCGAGUGCCUCCAGAAUAAAAAACAUGGGGUUCUGGAGUCACCAACAGGAACUGGAAAAACACUGAGUAUGCUCUGCUCCUCCUUGAGCUGGCUACUAGUGAAAAAAGCCCAGCUGCAGGCCCAGGCGUUAAUGGGAGGUAUUGAGAAGCCAGAAUUUGGUGGGAAGUUUUUUGAGAAUCUCACGAAUAGUCUUGACAAUGCUGCUGGGGCAUCAACAGAGGUGUCAGUUCAGAAUCCUAAUUUUGGUUGGGCCAUGCCAAAGAUCAUCUAUGCCUCGAGAACUCACUCACAAUUGUCCCAGGCAAUGCAAGAGCUGAAGAGGACCUCAUACAAACACGUGAAGGUUGCUGUCAUUGGAUCUAGGGAUCAGCUGUGCAUUCAUCCUGAGGUUUCCAAGGAGCAGAACUCUGCCAACAAAAUCCACAUGUGCCAGGCCAAAGUCAGGGCUAGAACUUGUUUUUAUUUUAAUAACGUUGAGCUAAGAAAAGACGAUCCACUUUUUAAAAAUGAAAUUUGCGACAUUGAAGAUUUAGUUAAGAAUGGUCAGAAGUUGAAGUGCUGCCCAUACUUCCUAGCGAAGGAACUGAAGACAUCAGCAGACAUAACUUUCAUGCCCUACAAUUACCUCCUGGAUCCGAAGACAAGAAAAUCUCAGGGGAUUGAUCUCCAGAAUUACGUGAUUCUUCUUGACGAGGCACACAACGUUGAGAAGACGUGUGAAGAGGCUGCAUCCCUCCAGAUCAGUAGCACAGACAUAGCCCUGUGUAUCGAUGAAGUCACAAAAGUCAUGAAGGACAUGGCUGAGGAGAAAGCUGAGGACAUUGGUUUCAACCUCGAAGGCCCUGGGAACAGUGCACAGAAGGAUUUCACCCCUGAGGACCUGUGUGUCCUCAAGAUAAUGUUCCUGGCUGUGGAGAAGGCCGUCGAUGAGAUUCCCUUGAAAUUGGGCAGUGAGGGAGAGACAUACCCUGGCGGCUACAUCUUCGAACUCCUCGAGAAGGCCGAUCUAACCCAUGGGAAAGAGCAAAUAGUCAUCGAAAAACUCGACAAGAUAAUCCUGUAUCUGUCAACAAUCAGCACAUCUCCAUUUGCUAGGCGUGGAAAUUCCUUGCAGAAGUUCUGUGAUUUUCUGAGGACAGUUUUUAGCGGUGGGGGGUCAUCGAAUUCAUUCAAACAUCGCGAGAGAGUUAAGCAGGCGUACAAAGUUUAUGUUCAGCCCGAAGAAGCCAAGAAGAUUGGGAGGAACGAUGGAUGGGAGCCCAAGAAACCUGCUCAGAAGGCUGGAGGGAAGCUCAUCAGCUACUGGUGCUUCAGCCCGGGCUUUGGAAUGCAACAGCUGCUGGAGCAAGGCGUUCAUUCUAUCAUUUUGACUAGUGGCACGUUGUCUCCUUUGAAACCAUUUAUCUCGGAACUGGGAAUUCCUAUUGAUGUGCAGCUGGAGAAUCCUCAUAUCGUCACUGGUAACCAGGUAUGUGCAGGAGUAUUGAGCCAAGGGCCCGACUCUCACCCUCUGAAUUCCUCGUACAACACCCGAAACGACCCAAAGUACAUCUCCGCCUUAGGACGAACCCUCUACAACUUCAGCUGCCUCAUCCCCCACGGUCUCCUGGUCUUCUUUCCCUCUUACCCCAUGAUGAAGAAGUGUCGAGACGACUGGCAGAGCUCGGGUCUCUGGUCGACGAUUUCCGAGAAGAAGCCGAUCUUCGUGGAGCCCCAGACCAAAGACAGCUUCAACAGUGUAAUGAACGAUUUUUACCAGAAGAUCCAAGACCCAACGCACAACGGAGCAAUUUUUCUGGCAGUCUGCAGAGGCAAGGUCUCUGAGGGUCUGGACUUUGCGAACGCCAACGGUCGUGCUGUCCUCAUCACAGGCCUGCCGUUUCCCCCCUUGAAGGAUCCAAGAGUUAUGUUGAAGCAGAGGUAUCUAGAGGAGAUGAGAGUGAAGAACAAGGAGGGACUGUCGGGUCAGCAGUGGUACCAGCUGGAAGCCUCUAGAGCAGUGAAUCAGGCGAUUGGCAGAAUCAUAAGGCACAAGGACGACUAUGGAGCCAUUAUUCUGUGUGACACGAGGUUCAACAACGCAAGUUUCAAGGGACAAUUAUCAUCCUGGUUGAGGCCUCACAUAAAGAACUUCUCCAACUUUGGAAUUGUCACUAGGGAGCUGAGGAAUUUCUUCAAAACUGCUGAAGCCACUCUUCCACAGCCCAAAGGAACCUCCUCGAGGGAGUUCUCACUCCCUGCGGUCCCUGCCAGCUUCGAGUAUAGCAGUAAAACACGUGAAGGGAGCUCCCUCAAGGUGGCAGAGACCGCUGCACCAGAAGAGAAUUUUAAUAUUGAUAUGUACAAGCCUGAGAAGGUGGAGAACAAUUCGAGUGUCAAGAGGAAGGAUUUUUCGAACUCUCAGGCGAGGAAUGUCAUUAACUUUGGGACACUGAAGGCUGUGGGGGGCUGGAGUCAAUCAGAACUUGUCCAGAAUUCCACCUCCUUAGAGCCAGCGCCGAAAAAACGGAAAUUGAAGAUUCAACCGAUUGACUUCACGUUUAAUGCUCAGCCAUCGACGUCUAGAGACUUUGAGGCGGAGAAUGGAAAUGGAUUAGAGAAGAAAAGUCCUGGGGAUGAGAAAAAGGAACUGGGAAGGGUGUACCUGAAGGAGGUGAAACGAUCACUCAGCGACGAUAAUUACAAGAUUUUCGCGAAGAUGAUUCAGGUGUACACGACAACGGGGGAUUUCGACGAGCUCUUAAAGACGCUGGAGGAGUUGUUUCCUGUUGGGAGUGGAUUUGAAAGGCUUUUUAAUGGGUUUAGAAGUUUCUUGAAGAAACAACACAUCUCAGCCUUCGAUACUCACACGAGAAAAUGA
Molecule: messenger RNA, 3092 nt
Organism: Diachasmimorpha longicaudata
Lineage: Eukaryota; Metazoa; Arthropoda; Insecta; Hymenoptera; Braconidae
Gene: Rtel1
Product: regulator of telomere elongation helicase 1 homolog
Exons: 2
Coding region: 147-3092 (981 amino acids)
Biological process (GO): negative regulation of t-circle formation; DNA recombination; DNA replication
Cellular component (GO): nucleus
Molecular function (GO): ATP binding; DNA polymerase binding; hydrolase activity, acting on acid anhydrides, in phosphorus-containing anhydrides
Source: RefSeq, a predicted model, not a curated record